Liolophura sinensis is the source of this 4098-nucleotide messenger RNA. RefSeq names its product arylsulfatase J-like. The record is from RefSeq and is a predicted model, not a curated record. Gene Ontology annotation, molecular function: sulfuric ester hydrolase activity. The transcript is spliced from 8 exons. The coding region runs from base 268 to 1779 and encodes 503 amino acids. Lineage: Eukaryota; Metazoa; Mollusca; Polyplacophora; Chitonida; Chitonidae.
ACUGUGGCUUAAAAUAUGCUAGGGUUAUCGAUCUUUUCAGUUAAGUACAUGUAUAUUGUUACAGAUAAUCUGGGACUAGCAAUAUAAUGUUAGCCCUUAUAUUAGUCGCAGAGAUAAUACAGUGAAUAAAGUUCAGUGUGUCAUGGAAGAUUGUUUUGUUCAUGUAGACUAGAUAAAGAAGCACACAGGAUUUUCUCAUAGUCGUUUGUUCUGUUUUCCUGAUUACAGCCAGACGGGACAGUUCUCAUCUCUGCCUCAGACAAACUCAUGAUGACUGGGAAAACGACAUUAUCUGCUGUGGCUGCGGUGUUUCUCUGUGCUUUGGGAGAAUUCACUGUGCAAAGUCAGAGCAACAAACAGCCCCACAUCCUCUUUAUAGUAGCUGAUGACUACGGUUUCCAUGACAUUGGUUACCACAAUUCCGAAAUCAAAACUCCCAAUCUGGACAAACUUGCUGGAGAAGGGGUGAAGCUGGAGAAUUACUAUGUACAGCCGAUUUGCACACCGACCCGGAGUCAGCUGUUCUCAGGCAAAUACCAGAUCCACACCGGUCUGCAGCAUGGUAUCAUCUGGUGGACACAGCCGAACGGCCUUCCUCUAGAGGACCCCACCCUGGCAGAUAAGAUGAAGGAAGCUGGGUACUCCACGCACAUGGUGGGCAAGUGGCACAUCGGCUUCUACAAGGAAGAGUAUUUGCCUACACGCCGUGGUUUCGAUUCCUAUUUUGGUUACUAUGGCGGCAGUGAGGAUUACUAUGGCCACAACACCUGUUCUUUUCUUGAGAGAGGUUACUGUGGUUACGACUUCAGAGACGGCGAUAAAGUUGAUUAUCAAGACAAGGGGAACUACUCUACACAUGUCUUUGCUCAGCGGGCCAUAGACGUGGUUAACUCCCAUGAUCCAAAUAAGCCACUCUUUCUCUACAUAGCUUUCCAAGCUGUUCACUCUCCAUUGGAAGUGCCAGAGGAAUACACACAGAUGUACGAUUUCAUACAGGACAAAAACAGGAGGACCUAUGCUGGUAUGGUGACAUGUAUGGAUGAAGCUGUGGGAAACAUUACUAAGGCUUUCCAGGACAAGUUCAUGUUUGAAGACACUUUUAUGGUUUUCACUACAGACAAUGGCGGUCAAAUUCUGGAAGGCGGGAACAAUUGGCCACUCCGGGGCUGGAAGGGUUCACUUUGGGAUGGAGGGAUGAAAGGUGUUGGCUUUGUCCAUGGCAACGGCCUGACCAAACCUGGCACAAUUAACACAGGCCUAAUGCAUGUAACUGACUGGUAUCCAACCCUGGUCAACCUUGCUAAAGGAUCUCUCAAUGGAACCAAACUGGACGGCCAUGACCAGUGGGAAACAAUCAGCCUAGGCAAGCCCAGUCAACGUCAGGAAAUUCUUCACAAUAUAGAUCCCCUGAGUAACAAAGCUGGUCAGCCUCUCCGUAACGCCAGUUUUGACAACACAGUGAGAGCGGCUCUUCGUGUGGGCGACUGGAAGAUUAUCACUGGCAACCCAGGUAACAGCAGUUGGAUUCCACCUCCACAUAUGGCAGGGAAAACCCAGAUUUCAUCUGAGGCGCCAACCAAAAAUUUGUGGCUGUUCAACAUAGUUGUUGAUCCAGAAGAGCGAGUUGACCUUUCUGGGCUGUACCCGGAUAUGGUUAGACAGAUGCUGGACAGACUGCAAGCUUAUAAUGUCACAGCCGUUCCUGUGCGUUACCCCGAACCAGACCCCAGGUCAAACCCCAAGCUCCAUGGUGGGGUCUGGGGUCCCUGGGAAACCUAAGCAUACAGCAGCCAAUGAGAAGACGUCUGACUUAAUGACAGCCAGUCUCAUCAAAGUUUCUAUUGCAAAUGUUUCUGUUUUGUUUUGUUUGGUGACUCCCUAUUAGAUUGCCCUUAUGCUCUGGACAAAUUGGUGUUUUAAAGUGAUAGUUUACAUUCUUUGUCUAAUAUGCACCUCUAAUGUUUAUUUUGUGUUUUACAACCUCUAAGCAAUUUUCAUCACACAUGACAAAUUGCCAGAUAAUUAAGCUGGACAUAAUGGUUGAUGUACUAGCUACAGCAGCAUUUAUGAGGGGACUGUAAAUUGAUUUUCACAUGCAACUUAACACUCGAAAUUGAACUGUGCUUUUUUCAAUUGCUCUGUUUAAAUAUUAGGGAUAGAUGUACAUUUAUCAUGCCUUUGAUACAGCAACCUGAAUAUAUAAGGAGAUCUCUGUCGUUCCAAAGGUUUUACAGAAUAAAUUCACAUUUGUGGUGGAAAAGAGCAUUACACUAUCUCCUAGCCCAGUUGUGUGAACCAAUGGGGGGAUAGUGUUAGUUUCACAUCUUUUUGAAAACACUUCUAAACUGGUUCUUGCUCAGCCAGUGUCAAUUUAUAUCGGGUGGGCAUAAAAAAUGGGCCGCACUUUGAGACUCAAUAUCUCCGAAACCCUCUUCCGUCAGCUUCUAAAAAUUUACACACUCAAAAGCCAUUAUGUCCUAAGCAUACAGACCAAAUUUCAAUUUCAUCAUGAUUUCUGUUCAUGGGACCAGUCAAAAUAGAGUCAAAAACGCAUUUCAAAAUGAUGUUCUACCUUGUUUCACUUGAAAAGGUGAUCAAUUCCAUGUCCGCCGCAGAGAAAACCAUCUUGAUUCAGCAAAACUUGUGUCUAUCGGGCAGAAAGGUUUCUCUGACACUUGAGCCAGACAAUUUUUCCUGACGACACUUGAUUGACGCGUGUCACACAGGUGCAGCGCACUCUACUCAUAACACCUGACAGGUCGUGCAGUGUGUGUCACCGGCACGUGCGUUUUUGAGGUUAUGAUUUCAUUUUAACCCUGUGUACAGACUACUCAAGCUAUGACCUUGAAAAUUGGUCAGUUUAUUAACAAAAUCAUGCCAUUUGAAAGUCAAGUUUGAAAGGGUUUGACCAAAAGGAUAAUGGAGCAAUGCAGCAUCAAAGAAUGGCCCAUUUUUUAUGCCCACCCGAUCUAUAAACAGUGUUUUCGUCGCUGCAGUUUUCACAUCUUGAAAUGUUUAAAGUAAUUUCAAAUUUGAUAUCAUGGCUGUGCAACCGUACAUUUCAACUUGUACUUUUCAACUUAUGUUGCAUUGUAACUAAUUUUUUAAUCUAAUUAAUUUUUUUUUAUUUUCUCUUUAUAAAAUGAUAUAAAAUGCGGGGAGAUAAUAUAGAAUGAUAUUUGUACGUGCUGCUGAAUAAUUCGUAACAUUCCCAGUAUCUUUUUUAUUUUAAUAUUCAGUUAUACAAGUUCACAUGUACUUAUCUUUCUUCUACAUUGACUGGCACUGGGUCAGAAUGCGAAUAGAAUAGUUUUGAUAAAGCUAGAAAUUUUUAUUAUAUGAAUAUAUAAAUCCAAUACUGAUAAUAAUCCUGUAACUUUUUAUGCAAGUUUUUGGGGGUUCCCGUAAACCAGGAAUGAUGAUAUGCUGAUUGUGGCAUACAUAGACAUAUUACUCUACCUGUAUGUACAAAGUGUGCGUACAUAUGUUGCCAGUGAUUAGCUAUAAUACAACAUACAGGUGUAGUUGUACAUUCCUUCAUGCAUAUCAGGGUUUUUUAUUGUUGAAAAUGUCCAUUGUUAUCAGAGCUUUACUAAAUACGUUUUGCAUUGUUCAAAAUAAUUAUCGUAGUGUAUUAAGACAUUUAUGAAUGUUCAUAAAAUAAUGCUCAAUAUUUUUUAAUUAUAUACGUUUGAUGAUAAUAUAUAUUUGUAAAUGCUGAGUGGGUAAAUAAUUGGAGUUUUGUAAAUAUAUUUUGUCAGUUCAUCUUGUCUUCCACAUUUCAGUUAUCAUUUAGGGCUGACCAGAAGAUUUGGACAUCGGUUACUCACCUCAGGCAGAGAUCCGCCAAUUAGAAUCGACAGAUUCUAAUUAAGUCGAAGUCGGGAGACCGGGGAUCAAACCCGGCUCGGGUCAUACCAAAGCUUUAAAAAUGGUAAAAAUGAUGGGUUAGAAGGAAUAAUGUGAUUGGAUGGGGUGUCAUGCCCGGUGUGUUGGGCCUGAUACUUCAGUGGCUGCAGCACCUUUUCAGUAUCGAAUCGCCCUGCCUCCAGAAGACAGGUUAGAGCAAGGAAACAUGAGGGGGUUGGCCCGAUGUCA